Messenger RNA from Biomphalaria glabrata, 13462 nucleotides. Its product is annotated as dynein axonemal heavy chain 7-like. Gene Ontology annotation, molecular function: dynein intermediate chain binding; dynein light intermediate chain binding; ATP binding. Bases 102 to 12335 code for a protein of 4077 amino acids. Gene Ontology annotation, biological process: microtubule-based movement. Lineage: Eukaryota; Metazoa; Mollusca; Gastropoda; Planorbidae. The transcript is spliced from 80 exons. Gene Ontology annotation, cellular component: dynein complex. The record is from RefSeq and is a predicted model, not a curated record.
ACGCAAUCUGCGUAUAUUGACAACAAAAUGGAAGACUUUAUUGUUGUUUAAAGAAAUGCAUUUACAUCUAGUAAAUCUAGUGUGAAUGAGACUCAAAUCCAAUGGAUAAGAAACAAGUCAGUAAGAAAGGCGCCACCUCGCGUACAUCAGGCGUCCAGUUCACCAAAGGAAGACUCAAGCUUAAUAAUUUAAGAGGAAAGGCUAUGAGGAAUGACAAAGAAUGCGAGGGUUGCUCCUUUCUAACAGUCUCUCAAAUGGAUCCUGUCUACUUUCUACCAACCCUACCGAUGAAGAGAGCCAAACCAAUCUGGAUGUCUGACCAACCUCUCUACGUUUUAACAGAUCACGGAUAUUUGCCACCCACCACACCAAAACCCAUGAACUUGUGGACUCAGGAUAGGGAAGAAUUGCAAGAUGAGAGAGAGGAUAAAAAGGUUAUCGGACGUCGACAGAGUAUGAAAAGUGGCCUAGUACAGAUGCAAGAAAGUAGAAAAAGACAAGAAGCCUUCAGGAAGUCUCUGCUAAAUAUUGUUAUGCAAGGCAAAUCUGGAAGCCCUGAAGCUGCACGAGAAUCUACAUCCACAAGCCCAAAAGUUGAAAAGGGAUCAAAGUUAUCCUCGAGUGAAGUUGAUCUAUUUCGCUACUUCUAUUACAUCCACAAUGGCGUAGAUGUUAGUGACGUCCAGCCGAUGUCAGACGCUGUAAUUGGGAACAUACUUAACAGACUUAGUGCCAAUCUAAAGAAAGGCCAAUCUAAAACUCUGGACAGACUGUGCGAUGAGAUCAAAGAAGAUUACAUUCUUAACACAAAAAAGUCUAUUUUGGACUUUGUGCUACGAGAUCCAAGGAAACAAAUUAUUGAUGUUAAAGAAAUGAGUAAAGAAAUGAAAGAACUCGAUGUUGUACCACAGCCUUGGCGACUGUCAUUGUUGACUAACAAGGACAAAUUACAGAAAACUCUGUGUUUAGUCAACCCAUGUAUAAGACAAGCUGUAGAAAUUUGGUUUUCUGAUUUUGUAGAUCUACGAUUUAUCAAUCGAAAAGAAUUUAAGAAGAGAACAGAAUCAAUUGAGCUUACAGCUUUUGAAGAAGAGUGUCUGCAAAAUAUUAGCUCGAUGAAAGAAAAAUUAACAAAAAGUUGGCUUCUGAAACUCCACAAUAUGCUACAAAUGGAAAAAAAUAGACGCUAUGCCCCAGAUAUUCAGGUGCUAGAGAAAAUGACUUCCCUAUUUCAGACACUUAAAACAGUCAUGACCUUGAACUUGCAAGAGAUGGUAAAAGAUUCCUUAAUAGAUUACAUGGAAAUGUUUAAACCACCAGAGACAAGUACAGAUGUUCUAGAGCAUUGUGGUUUUGUUGUGAACCUGUGUUUAAAUGAGGCUGGUACAGCCAUUGAUUUUGAUCCUAGCUUUGAAACGAUGGAAUCUAUAUUCUUAAAUGUUUUUGAUGAGAUUAUCAAAACAUCUCUAUCUAUACCAAGACUGGAACGGCGCAUGUUUCCUGACCAACAGUUUGAACCAAAGUAUUUGAUGCCAGUCACUCCUGAAGAUUUUGUAGACACUUUAAAGGAAAAUGUUCUAAGUGUUCUUAGAAAAGAGUUUCAGCCCUUGGAGAAUUAUCUAGAAGUGUUUUCCAAAUUUGAAUUUCUCAUUAAUAAUAAGGCUAAGUAUGACUUAGAGAUAUUUCUCUCAGAACCUCAUCCGUUUGAACAACUUGUUGAGAAAUUUUACUACUUCCAGAAUUUAGCUGACCAGGUUAUCACAGAUUUAUCCAGAUCUGAAAUAGUUGGCAUGUUUAAUGUGAAUAGUGAAAAAGUGAUUGAGACUCUGCAUGAAAGAACUACCAGUAUUUGUGAGGUCUUAGUUGAGCAAAUAUUAGAAGAUCAUCUGGAGAGUAAUAAAGUGCUUUGUGCACGCUAUAAUGAAAUGAGUCAAACAGCACUUUCAAUUCCAGCCAACACAAAAGACUACUUAGCAUUAGAUGCAUACAUGAAAAAAGUGCAGCAAGAACUGCUGGCAGAAUUUUAUAAAGAGUUGUUAAUGUCUAAUAAAAGACUCAUGUUUUUAACAGAAUAUAGUAAUUUCAAUCCACAAACACUGCGUCUGAAUGGUGAACCUUUUCAAUGGUAUCAGAAAACAGAUCAUAUUCUAGAAGAGAAUGCACUCAUAAUGACAGAGAAGCUCAAAGAAUUACAUGAAGAGUUAAAGAUUAGUAAGUUGAUGUUUUUAUCUGAACUCGAAGACUAUUCAAAACAAGUUGAAGAAUUGGAUUUGCUUACAGAUGUGACACAAGUGGAAAAUUACAAUAAAAUAACUAUAGCAUUGCAAGACAAGCUGAUUGAAGCUGCUGAUAAGAUUGCUCUUUUUAAUGAGGAGGAAGAAGCAUUUGGUUUUGAGACUUCCCAAUAUCCUCAGCGUCUUGCGGCUAUCAAUAAACUAAAACCAUACGCUAGUCUUUUCAAGGAAUGUGCUCAAUUUAAUGAAAACUACAGGAAAUGGAUGCAUGGUCCCAUGGUGGAUGUUUUGCCAGAGGAAGUGGAUGCUAGUGUUGGAUCUUCCUACAGAGCAAUAUUUAAACUAGAAAAGCAAUUUAACAAGAAACCUCGAGCUGAGGCCAUUGCUGUUCAUUUUAAAGAGAAAGUGGAUGCCUUCAAACAACAUAUCCCGCUUAUUAAUGUUCUCUUUAAUCCUGGACUCAGAACACGUCAUUGGGAUCAAAUCUCUGAGAUCUCUGGGAAGAAAAUUUACCCUACAGAGAGUACCAACUUGACCUACUUUUUGGAACUGGAUCUGAAAAAACACCUGAACAUGUUUGAGCUGGUCAAUGAAGCAGCUACCAAAGAGUUCUCUUUAGAAAAAGCUUUGAAAGGAAUGAUGGAAGCUUGGGCACCUCUUAAGUUUAUCACAGUACCUUACAGAGACACAGGGACUUACAUCUUGUCUGGUGUGGAUGAAAUCCAACAACUUUUGGAUGAUCACAUAGUUAAAGUUCAAACAAUGAAGGGAUCUCCAUUCAUUAAACCAUUUGAAACAGAAAUUGAACAUUUUGAAAAACAGUUGACAUCUUUACAAGACAUUAUUGAUGCCUGGCUUAAAGUUCAAGCAACUUGGUUAUAUUUAGAGCCCAUAUUCAGCUCUCCAGAUAUCAUGAUGCAGAUGCCAGAAGAAGGUCGCAGGUUCAAGACUGUUGAUAAAACCUGGAAAGAAGUGAUGAAAGUCUGUGUCCAGGACCCAUCUGUCAUGCAAGUUAUUGAGAUUGAUGGCAUUUUGGCUAAGAUGCAGAAAAAUAACAGUCUUCUGGAGUUAAUUAUUAAAGGACUCAAUGACUACUUGGAGAAAAAGAGAUUAUAUUUUCCUAGGUUUUUCUUUCUCUCUAAUGAUGAAUUACUAGAGAUUCUUUCUGAGACUAAAGAUCCUACCAGGGUGCAACCCCAUCUGAAAAAAUGUUUUGAAGGUAUUGCCAGUUUAACUUUCACUGUGCCAGACAAAGAUAUAACACAUAUCAAAUCAAGUGAAGGGGAAGUGGUCAAACUGAAGGACACAAUUUCAACUGCAAGGGCCAAAGGUCAGGUAGAGAAGUGGCUACUGGAGCUUGAGACUGACAUGGUCACCUCAAUAAGAGCUGUGAUCUUUGAAGCUUUAGAAGCAUAUGUAAAAGAAGUCAGGACUCACUGGGUAAGAUCCUGGCCUGGUCAAGCAGUUCUUGGUGUUGGACAGACGUACUGGACAACAUAUGUAACAGAUGCAAUCAUUCAGGGUCCAUAUGCCUUAGAAAACUAUUUGAAAUUAAAUCAUACUCAGAUUGAUGAAAUUGUAGCCUUGGUCCGUGGGAAGCUGUCCAAACAAAACCGGACAACACUUCAGGCUUUAAUUGUACUUGAUGUGCAUGCACGGGACGUCUUGGCACAAAUUGUUGAAGAUGAGGUGACCAGUCCAUCUGAUUUCAAAUGGCUGAGUCAGUUGCGCUACUACUGGGAGGAUGAAAACCUGAUGACAAGAAUGAUCAACUCACAGCUCAGAUAUGGUUAUGAAUAUUUAGGAAACACUGGCAGACUUGUGGUCACUCCAUUAACAGACAGAUGUUACAGAACACUAUUUGGAGCUUUACAUUUACAUCUUGGUGGAGCACCUGAAGGCCCAGCUGGUACAGGAAAAACUGAAACCACAAAGGAUCUGGCCAAAGCUGUGGCUAAACAGUGUGUUGUGUUCAACUGUUCUGAUGGCCUGGAUUAUAUUGCACUUGGGAAAUUUUUUAAGGGUCUUGCUUCAUGUGGAGCAUGGUCCUGUUUUGAUGAGUUUAACAGAAUUGAUUUGGAAGUACUAUCUGUUGUAGCUCAACAGAUUCUUACAAUUCAGAGAGGUAUCAACUCUGGAUCUGAUACACUGCUCUUUGAGGGCACUGAACUUAAGCUUGACCCAACAUGUGCUGUCUUUAUAACCAUGAAUCCAGGCUAUGCUGGACGAUCAGAAUUACCAGACAAUUUAAAGGCCUUGUUUCGCACUGUGGCAAUGAUGGUGCCAGAUUACGCACUUAUCUCUGAGAUCUCACUCUAUUCUUGUGGGUUUGUAAUUGCACGCCCUCUGUCUAUUAAAAUUGUGGCUACAUAUCGUCUAUGCUCAGAGCAGUUGUCUUCUCAAAGUCACUACGACUACGGUAUGAGAGCUGUGAAAUCUGUCUUGACAGCUGCUGGGAACUUGAAGCUGAGAUACCCAGAGCAAGAUGAAAAUAUUUUGAUGUUACGCUCCAUCAUUGAUGUCAACUUGCCCAAAUUUCUGAGCCAAGAUCUCCCCCUGUUUGCUGGCAUUACAUCAGAUUUGUUUCCUGGGGUGAGGCUUCCUGAGCCAGAUUAUGUGAUACUGAAUGAGAACAUUAAGACAGCAUGUACAGAAACCAACCUACAAUGUACUCCAUUCUUCUUAACAAAAAUACAAGAGAUUUAUGAAAUGAUGAUUGUCCGACAUGGUUUCAUGAUUGUUGGAGAUCCAAUAGGAGGCAAAACAUCUGCUUACAGAACAUUAGCUAAUGCUUUGGGAAAGAUAGAAGAUCAGGAGCUAAUGGAUGAACACAGGGUAGAGAUUGCUGUUAUUAAUCCAAAAGCUAUCACAAUGGGUCAACUCUAUGGACGUUUUGAUCCAGUCUCUCAUGAAUGGUCAGAUGGAAUCCUUGCUGUCAACUACAGAAACUUUGCUAUCUCUAAUAAUCCAGACCGCAAAUGGCUGAUAUUUGAUGGUCCUGUAGAUGCUGUGUGGAUUGAAAACAUGAACACAGUACUGGAUGACAAUAAAAAGCUAUGUUUGAUGAGUGGAGAGAUCAUUCAAUUGAUGCCAACUACUAAUCUUAUAUUUGAGCCCAUGGAUCUUGAAGCAGCUUCUCCUGCCACUGUAUCUCGUUGUGGAAUGAUCUAUAUGGAACCAUCAUCUCUUGGCUGGAGACCUCUGGUUAAGUCAUGGCUCUUUGCUAAGCCACAUUUCUUUCUUGACACUAUGAAGGCUAUUGUAAAUAAACAGUUUGAACGUUUUGUUGAUGCUUGCUUGGCUUUGGUGCAUAAAUCUGGAGUGAAGGAACUGUCUCCAACAACUGAUCAUAAUUUAGUCGUGGCACUCAUGCACCUAAUGGAUACCAACAUGGAUGAGUUCCACAGUGAUGCCAAGAUUGUCCAGUUGGAUGAAAGAGAAAUCAUCAUGUGGCUUGAGUGUAUCUUCUUGUUCUCUAUAACUUGGUCCAUCGGUGCUACCUGUGACCAACCUGGCAGGCUACGCUUUGAUUCCCUCAUUAAAGAGUUGAUGAGAGGACCACUCUCAGAAGUAACCAGAGGUGCAUUAGCCUUUGUACACAAUGUACCAACAUUAGAGGCCCCUUACAUGCUGCCAUUUCCAGAUGAGGGCACCAUCUAUGAUUAUCAAUUUAUCAAAGAGAAAUUUGAAAAACCUAAAACAAAAAAGAAGGGUGAAGAUGAAGGUGAAGAUGUGUUUACAGAAGACUUGAUGGAACUAUUAAAUAAAGACAGUGGGGGAGCUGAGAAAAAAAUUUGUGGUCGCUGGGCCCUUUGGUCUGAGGAAUUGGCUUCAGUACCUGACAUUCAAGCAGAGGCUGUUUUUAAUGAAAUUAUUGUGCCAACUAUUGAUACCAUACGUUACAGUGUUUUGAUGGACAUGUUGACCUUACAUGACACACACUUCCUUCUGGUGGGACCCACUGGUACUGGGAAAAGUGUUUACAUAACAGAUUUCCUGCUAAAAAAACUAGACAAAAAUGUUUACAAACCAAAUAUCAUCAACUUCUCAGCACAGACGAGCUCUACACAGACACAGAACAUGAUCAUGUCAAAGUUAGACAAAAGAAGGAAAGGAGUUUAUGGACCUCCACCAGGGAAAAAAGCGUUGGUAUUUGUGGAUGACUUAAAUAUGCCAAUGCCUGAGCAGUGGGGAGCUCAACCACCUAUAGAACUUCUGAGACAGUGGCUGGACCAUGGUACUUGGUAUGACCUGGGAGACACUAGUCCCAUGAAGCUCAUUGACAUGCAGUUCAUUGGUGCCAUGGGUCCACCAGGAGGAGGAAGAAACUUUGUAACUCCACGAUUUUUACGACAUCUCAAUUGUAUAUCAAUCAAUGUUUUUGAUGAUGACACUAUGGAAACAAUAUUUACUAAAAUUCUCACCUGGCAUUUUACAACAUUAUCCUUUCCUGAAGAAAUGUACCAGUGUAUUGGUCAGAUUAUUAAAGCUACAUUAAAGGUUUACCAUCAAGCCUCUGACAACUUGCUGCCCACACCUGCCAAGAGUCACUAUCUUUUUAACUUGAGAGACUUCAGUCGAGUCAUUCAAGGGAUACUGCUUAGUACUCCAGUCACUGCACCAACUGUUAAUGACAUUAAAAGGCUUUGGCUGCAUGAGGUGAAUCGAGUGUUUAGUGAUCGGCUGAUUGAUGACCAAGAUAGAACAUGGCUUUUCAAAUGCUGUCGAGACAUCAUCUUCUCAAUUUUGAAAGCAGACUUUGAUGCUCUGUUCAUUCACUUAGAUGAAGAGAAUACAGGAGAAGUAACAGAGAACAACAUCAGGUCACUGAUCUAUUGUGACUUUACAGAGGCUGCGGGAGAUGAAAGACUCUACCUGGAAGCUAGAAACCUAGAUGAGGUGCAAAAAAUACUCAACAACUAUUUAACCGAUUUCAAUCAGAUGAGCAAAAAACCCAUGGACUUAGUUCUGUUUAGGUUUGCUAUUGAACAUAUAUCUAGGAUUUCCAGAGUUCUAAAACAGCCUUGUAGCCAUGCUCUGUUGGUGGGUGUUGGUGGAUCUGGACGUCAAUCUUUGACAAGGCUUGCAGCAUAUAUUUCUGAUUAUGAUAUAUUUCAGGUUGAGAUAACCAAAAGUUACACCACAGUGGAGUGGAGAGAUGAUUUGAAAAGAAUUUUAAGAAGGUCUACAGAAGGCACCAAUCCUUCAGUGUUUCUGUUUUCUGACAGUCAGAUUAAACAAGAAUCAUUUCUAGAGGAUGUUAAUGGAUUACUAAAUGCUGGAGAGGUUCCAGGCUUAUUUGAAGUCGAUGAAAAAUUAGAAAUCUGUGAGAAAAUGAGAGCAUUUGACAGGACUCGAGAUAAAAACCAACAAACAGAUGGCUCUCUAGUUGCACUUUUUAAUCUUUUUAUUUCUAAAGUCAGAGACAACCUUCAUGUUGUCCUCUCAAUGAGUCCUAUUGGAGAUGCUUUCAGAAACAGGCUCAGAAAAUUUCCAUCACUCGUUAAUUGUUGCACUAUUAACUGGUUUCAGCCUUGGCCAGAUGAUGCUCUUGAAGCAGUUGCAACACGAUUUUUGACAUCUAUUGAAAUGGAAGAAUCUGAAAGACGUGGGGUCAUUGUAAUGUGUAAACAUUUUCAUCAGUCAACACAGAUGCUUUCAGAAAGAUUCUACCAUGAGUUAGACAGACACAACUAUGUGACCCCAACUUCAUAUCUGGAACUCAUCAACACUUUCAAGACUUUGCUGAAAAAUAACAGAGAGUCCACUAUGAUGCAGAAAAUGAGAUAUGUUGUAGGGCUUGAGAAAUUAGCCUCAGCCUCAGGCCAAGUAUCAGUCAUGCAGCAGGAGCUGACUGACCUACAACCCCAGCUUGUUGUGGCCUCCAAAGAGGUGUCAGAUAUAAUGAGUGUCAUAGAGAAGGACUCCAUAGAAGUGGCCAAAGUAGAAAAGGUUGUUAAAGCUGAUGAAGCUGUAGCCAAUGAACAAGCUUCAGCAGCUAAAGCAAUCAAGGAUGACUGUGAUGCUCAGCUUGCUUUGGCCUUGCCUGCACUGGAGGCUGCACUGUCUGCACUCAAUACACUCACACAGAAUGACAUUACAUUUGUAAAAACCAUGAAAAGUCCACCCUUCCUGAUCAAGCUGGUCCUUGAAGCUGUGUGUGUUUUACGAGGAAUCAAACCAGAUAGAAUAAAUGCUCCUGAUGGAUCAGGUAAAAAAAUUGAUGACUUCUGGGGUCCAUCCAAAAAAAUGCUUGGUGACAUGAAGUUCUUAGAACAGCUGAAAGAAUUUGAUAAGGACAACAUUCCCCAAGACAACAUGAAGAAAAUACGAAAACAGUAUAUCCCUAAUCCAGACUUUGACCCUGAGAAAGUCAGGACAGCAUCCACUGCUUGUGAAGGUCUUUGUAAGUGGGUGAGAGCUAUGGAUAAAUAUGAUGAGGUGAGCAAAGUUGUUGCCCCAAAACAAGCUGCACUGAAAGAAGCAGAGGGUGAGCUGAAAACUGCUAUGAUUUCUUUAGAGAAGAAGAGAGCAUCUCUUCGAGAAGUUCAAAACAAGUUGCAGAAACUUCAAGAAACUUUAGAUAUCAACAAACAAAAGAAAGCUGAGCUAGAAAACCAAGUAGAUUUGUGUCAGAAAAAACUGGAAAGAGCUUCACAGUUGAUUGGUGGUUUGGGUGGAGAAAAGCAAAGGUGGGAGACGGCAGCCCACAGACUGGGUCUAAAAUACAAUAAUCUUACAGGUGAUAUCUUGGUAGCAUCUGGUAUAGUGGCUUACUUGGGAGCAUUUACUUCUUCAUUUCGAUUGGAAGAAGCUUCAUCCUGGGUAAAAGAAGUUAGAGGCAUGAACAUUAAAUGUUCAGAUGAUUUCUCUCUGACCAACACUUUAGGUGACCCAGUCAAGAUACGCUCCUGGAACAUUGCAGGGCUACCUACUGAUAGUUUCUCUAUAGAAAAUGGAAUUAUUAUUAGCAAUGCCAACAGAUGGCCCUUAAUGAUUGAUCCUCAGAGCCAGGCCAACAAGUGGAUCAAAAAUAUGGAGAAACAGAAUAAUUUGCAUGUCAUUAAGUUCACAGAUAGAGACUUUGUCAGAAACUUAGAGAACUGCAUACAGUUUGGUACUCCUGUGCUAUUAGAAAAUGUUCAAGAAGAAAUAGACCCUCUAUUAGAACCAUUAUUGCUGAAACAAGUGUUCAAACAAGGGGGAGCAAUGUGUAUUAAACUUGGAGACUCAACGAUUGAGUAUUCAUUUGAUUUCAAGUUUUACAUGACAACAAGUUUGAGGAAUCCCCACUAUCUACCAGAGACUGCUGUGAAGGUGACCUUGCUAAACUUUAUGAUCACACCUGAAGGUCUGCAGGACCAGCUACUGGGUAUUGUAGUAGCCAAGGAAAGACCAGAGCUGGAAGAGGAAAAGAAUAUGCUUAUAGUUCAAGGGGCUUCUAAUAAAAAACAACUGAAAGAAAUAGAAGAUAAGAUUUUGGAAGUUUUAUCAACAUCAGAAGGAAAUAUUUUAGAAGAUGAAACAGCAAUUAAAGUUUUAUCUUCAUCAAAGACUCUGUCCAAUGAAAUUUCAGAGAAACAGUCUAUAGCUGAGGAAACAGAAACAAAAAUUGAUGAGGCCCGUAUGGGUUACACACCGAUAGCUGUCCACAGCAUAGUGCUUUUUUUCACCAUUGCUGAUCUGGCCAACAUUGACCCCAUGUACCAGUAUUCCCUAACCUGGUUCAUCAAUCUGUUCAACAUCUCUAUUGAACAUGCAGACAAAUCUGAAAUCUUGACAGAGAGACUCAACAAUCUUCACCAACACUUUACCUACCUGCUGUACUGUAAUGUUUGCAGAUCACUCUUUGAAAAAGAUAAGCUGCUAUUUUCCUUUAUUUUGUGUGUGAACAUUUUAAAACACACUAAAGAAAUCGAUGAAGUAGAGUGGAGAUUUUUUCUCACUGGAGGUGUGGGAUUAGACAAUCCCCACAAGAAACCUGUGGAAUGGAUUCCUGCUAAAUCUUGGGAUGAGCUUUGUCGCAUAGAGGACUUGCAUCACUUCAAAGGCAUACAGAAAUCUUUUGUUUCAGAAGCUGAGGAGUGGAAAAGACUAUAUGAUAGCAUUGAACCCCAACUUGAAAAGUUGCCCAAACAAUGGGAAACAAAACUGAAUAAAUUUCAGAAGAUGUUGAUCUUGAGAAUAUUUCGAGGAGACAAGAUCAUCCCUGCAGUCCAAGACUUUGUGUCUGAAAAGUUGGGCAAAGUUUUUAUUGACCCUCCUCCUUUUGAUCUGCCUAAGUCAUAUGCUGAUAGUAACUGUACAAGUCCAUUGCUCUUUGUUCUCUCCCCUGGCUCUGACCCCAUGGCAGCUCUUCUCAAGUUUGCAGAUGAUAAUAAUAUGGGAGGUGACAAAUUUGAUUCACUUUCCUUGGGACAAGGUCAAGGUCCCAUUGCUUUAAAAAUGAUUGACAAGGCCUGUAAAGAUGGACUCUGGGUUGUCUUGCAGAACUGUCACCUAGCACCAUCUUGGAUGCCAACUCUAGAAAAAAUAACUGCGGAAUUCUCUGAAGAUCAGACCCAUCCUGAUUUUCGUCUGUGGUUAACAUCUUACCCAUCUAAUGUCUUCCCUGUUACAAUCUUACAAAAUGGAGUUAAAAUGACAAAUGAAGCCCCUAAAGGUCUGCGUUUCAACAUUAUCAAAUCUUACAAGUCUGACCCAAUAUCUGAUUCUGAAUUCUUCAAUGGAUGUAUCAAGCCAGUCAUAUUUAAAAAGAUGUUGUAUGCCUUGUGUUUUUUCCAUGCCUUGGUUCAAGAAAGAAAGAAAUUUGGUCCAUUAGGCUGGAACAUUCCAUAUGAGUACAAUGAUACUGACUUGAGAAUCAGUGUUUUACAACUACAGAUGUUUUUAAAUCAGUAUGAGGAAGUGCAAUAUGAAGCACUGAUCUAUUUAACUGGUGAGUGCAACUAUGGUGGGCGUGUGACGGAUGGCUGGGAUAGACGCACACUUCUCACUAUACUGAGAAAGUUUUACUGUACAGACUUAGUGACUCAGGAAGAAUUCUUCUUUGACCCAAACAACAAGUAUGCUCUACCACCAGAUGGUGAUUAUGAAAGUUAUAUUACAUAUACUCAAAACUUGCCACUCAUGGCCUCUCCUGAAGUCUUUGGAAUGCAUCCAAAUGCUGAGAUUACAAAGGAUCAAGCAGAGACACAAUUGUUAUUUGAUAACAUUCUUCUCACAUUGGGAAAGUCUAAAAGUAAAGAAGGCAAAUCUUCGGAUGAAGUAGUGGAUUCUGUAGCCUUGGAUAUUAUUGAAAGAUUACCAGCCAACUUUGACACAGAAAUAGCCCUUAGGAAAUACCCAACAUCCUAUUCACAGAGUAUGAAUACAGUAUUAGUACAGGAGAUGGUUCGCUUCAAUAAACUACUUAUUAGAAUAAGGAGUACACUUCUUAAUAUUAGAAAAGCUAUCAAGGGCUUAGUUGUCAUGUCCACUGAAAUGGAAGAAGUUGUGGGUAGCAUACUAACUGGGAAAGUGCCUAACGUGUUUAAAAAAGUAUCCUAUCCAUCACUGAAACCUCUUGGCAGCUAUAUCAAUGAUUUUCUUGCUCGUCUGCAGUUUCUACAAACCUGGUAUGAUGCUGGUCCACCACCAACUUUCUGGUUGUCUGGAUUCUUUUUCACUCAAGCCUUUUUGACUGGAGCUCAGCAGAACUAUGCCAGAAAGUAUACUAUACCUAUUGACCUCUUGACUUAUGACUUUGAAGUGUUAGAUGAUAAAAUGUACAAAAGGCCACCAGAAGAUGGUGUGUAUGUUUAUGGUUUGUAUUUGGUUGGUGCCAGGUGGGACAGAACUAAAAAAGUACUCAAUGAAUCAUUACCUAAAAUUCUGGCAGAUAGUGUACCAACAAUUUGGUUAAAACCUCUAAAAAAAUCAGAUCUCCAUCCGUCAAAGAUUUAUGAAUGUCCAGUGUACAAAACAACUGAAAGAAGAGGGACAUUGUCCACCACUGGUCAUUCUACAAACUAUGUAAUGACUAUGUUGUUGCCAUCUGAUAAGCCCCAGGAACAUUGGGUCUGCAGAGGUUUAGCUAUGGUCUGCCAGUUAGAUGAUUAAGUACUUAUAUAUAUAUAUAUAUAUAUAUAUAUAUAUAUAUAUAUAUAUAUAUAUAUAUAUAUAUAUAUAUAUAUAUAUAUAUAUAUAUAUCCUUAUCAAAGAGUCAAAUUUUCUGAUAUUAAAAAAUGUUCUAUAGAAAAAAUAAUGCUUUUUCUUUGUUUGCUUUUGCUUUUUUUUAUCUGUGUGUAAAGAAAUGGGCUACUUUUUUUUUUUAGUCUAUUUCGUACAAAGUGCAAGUAAGUUUGUAAUUUGGCAGCAUAUUUUAGAUUAAAUAUUGUCAGUUUAAGUAUAAAGAUUAAGGAAAAUAUCAGAGAAGUUUAAUCAUUUAAAAUACAAAAAUACAUAAAUACCAUCUUCAUUAAAGCCAAUUAGCAAUGUCAUUUAAUGCUGUCAGGAAAGUUUUUGUUGCUCAAAUUAACAGUUUUAUAACAUUGGGAAGAGAGAAUACAAAGAUCUUUAUUAAAUUGUUAUGUUGUUUAUUUUUAAAGAACUUUGUAAUGAAAAUUAAGUGAAAUGACAUUUUUUCUUUUUUUGUACUUCAAAUUCUAGCAAAUUUUAUAAAUAUUCAACUAAAAAAAUAAAUUCCCCAAAACAUCUUAAAUAUUUAAAAAACAUAAUUUCUCUAGCAUAUUAUUGUUUCCCAAUACCUUCAAGACAAAAAAAUAUUCCUGUCAGUAAAAAUAGUUUAGCUCUUGUAACUUUUACUAACUAUUACCAAAACCAGAAAACAUUGCUUGUGCGUGAAGAGGUGUUAGAACUCUACUCUAUAAUCCAAACUAAACUUUCAGAAUAAAGGGCAUCAUAUUUCAUAUGAACAAUUGUGCUUCACACUUUAACACUAACUAUUAGCUGGUAUUGUGUAAAAGAGUUUUUAACUUGAAGUGAUCUGCUAUUUAUCUGACUCAUCAACAUAUCUAUGUAUUAGUACCUAUAAGCAUACAGCUCAGCAACUUUUUGUUCUAUGUGUAUGUAUUCUAAUGAAAUUAUUACUUGAUCAAUGUCAAGGUCUAAUGUUUUAUUCUAUUUUAGUUCAUUACACAUAACUACCAUAUCAGUAUUCUGCUGUUUUUUUUUUUUCUGUUUAUUCUGUACUAGAUAUAAUAAAAUAUAUGCCCUAUUUGAAUUGA